AUGUAUUCGACAGAAGACCGCACAAACACAUUCUUUCGGGACACCACGCCUCUUGUCCUCGAAGAUCCGCGCGUGAUGGAAGAGUUCGUGGCAUGGCUGGGUCAGGUGCACCCGCAUCACCGUGCGGUGGUGCGUGCAUCACUCCGGUCACCAGAUUGGAAGAAUGAUCGAAAUAGAGCAGCGGCGUCGCGCCAGGAGUUCAAAGUCUCCAAGGAGAGGGUUUUGAAAACACUCCCCGGUUUGACGCCCUCCAAGGCGCGGUACUUCGCCGCAGCGAUCCGCAAAUUUCUGGACACAUCGAACGAGGACACAUCGAACGAGGAGCCGUGGAUUGAGGAGCAAGCCGUCUACGACACCGCCAUAUCCUCAGAGCCCCGUCAUCACUUCCGCCUCGUGCGCAUCUCGGAGCGCCGGGCACGGAGUGUCCGUGUCGGGCGUGCCGAAAAUCUCAAGACCCGCAUCCACUACGUGUUGGUAUGGGACUCGUUCGAGAAGUUGAAGAGAAACGCUCCACGUCAGCACAUCUGCGCGACCGGGAGGCGAGAGACGCGCACGCAAGCCGCCGAUCGUUUGUACAGAGAGGCGCUCGGCGAUACACCUCAGACGGGAGACGACUUCCGGCGACUGAAGGAGGAUGCCGCGUUCGGCGGGCGGCUCUUCGCAAUCGUUCGUGCGGUGGGGAUGUCUGGUUUGGCGAUAGUGGGGAGAGGGACGGCAGACUUGUACAGGCGGAAUCUCACGAUCGACGAUAUCACCCAGGUGUGCAAUCUCUGCCAGGGCUACAGUACCGUGUUCGCACGUCGAGUGGAGAUGAAGAAAGAUGAGGGAGCGAAGUGUCUCGUGAGCGAGGCGCUUCAUUGCGGAUACGACCCCGCCGAUCUGUCGAGUGAUAAGACCGAACUGUCGUCGUGGCUGUCUCAGAACCACCGUGAGCUUCUACAAACGACCGUUCAGGACCCGCCGAGACAACACGACCUGCCGCCACCGGAAGUCGCGGGUCGGUCGCUGGGCAUGAUGAUGGUCCCACCACCGGAAGCAGGUGCACUGCAGGGUGGAAAUGCCUACUUCCUUGGAGGCGUCGAUGAAGCAAGCCUCGGUCCCCACUCCACCAGCUAUCAGGUGGAUCCUAGCGAACCCGAUUGCAUUGAUUGGGAGAGCUAUUUCCCGAACGUGUACCCGCCCCUGUAUCUCUAA
Molecule: messenger RNA, 1194 nt
Organism: Saxophila tyrrhenica
Lineage: Eukaryota; Fungi; Ascomycota; Dothideomycetes; Mycosphaerellales; Extremaceae
Exons: 2
Coding region: 1-1194 (397 amino acids)
Source: RefSeq, a predicted model, not a curated record